This is a messenger RNA of Bacillus rossius redtenbacheri, 4377 nucleotides long. RefSeq lists its product as uncharacterized. Gene Ontology annotation, cellular component: G protein-coupled receptor heterodimeric complex; membrane. Gene Ontology annotation, biological process: gamma-aminobutyric acid signaling pathway; G protein-coupled receptor signaling pathway. Gene Ontology annotation, molecular function: G protein-coupled GABA receptor activity. Bases 1 to 4377 code for a protein of 1458 amino acids. Lineage: Eukaryota; Metazoa; Arthropoda; Insecta; Phasmatodea; Bacillidae. The record is from RefSeq and is a predicted model, not a curated record. The transcript has 34 exons.
AUGGCUGGAAGCCCGUGCGACCCAGGGGUCGGCGUGGAUGCCUUCUUCCACGCCAUCUACACGCACAACACGCGCAUGGUGAUGCUGCUGGGCAGCGCGUGCUCUGACGUCACCGAGUCGCUGGCCAACGUCAUGCCCUACUGGAACAUCGUGCAGGUGUCGUUCGGGUCGACGUCGCCGGCGCUGAGCGACCGCGCGGAGUUCCCGCUGUUCUUCCGCACCGUGGCGCCCGACUCGUCGCACAACCCGGCGCGCCUGGCGCUGCUGCGGCGCUUCGGCUGGGACUCGGUGACGGCGCUCAGCCAGGACGAGGACGUGUACACCAUGGCGGUGAACGACUUGGUGACGGAGCUGGAGAGAGCCAACAUCACGUGUCCCGCCACCAUCACCUUCAGCCACACCGACUACAAGGACCAGCUGCGGAUGCUCAAGGAGCUGGAUACUCGUAUAAUCAUCGGAAGCUUCUCUCACGAGGUUGCGCCAAGCAUAUUCUGUGAGGCCUUCAAGCUGGGCAUGUUCGGGUCGGACUACGCGUGGAUCCUACAGGGCGGCCCCAGCGACUCCUGGUGGCUCAACGCCUCCGAGUGCUCGCAGCACCAUCUGGCGGCGGCGGUGGAAGGCUUGCUGCUCGUGUCCAGCCACAACUCCAUCGUCGGCGACCAGCCGUCCUUCUCGGGCCUGACGAGCGCGCAGUUCGCGCGGCUGCUGGAGGCGCGCGCGCUGCCCGUGACGCGCUACGCGCCGCAGACGUACGACGCGGUGUGGGCCAUGGCCCUGGCCCUGCGCGGCGCCCAGCUUCAGUGGGCGGCCAGCAAUGACGCGCCCAGCCUCUGGCAGUUCGACUACAGCCGCCGCGACAUGGCGCGCCAGUUCACCGGCCAGCUGGGGCGCCUCAACUUCCUCGGCGUGUCGGGUCCCGUGUCUUUCAGCGGAGCAGACCGCAUAGUAAUCUCAGCCUUUUACCAAGUGCAAGGGGCCGACGUGCGCAAGGUGGCCCUCUUCUGGCCGGCGACGGGCGUGCUGGACACGGCGUGCCUGAGCUGCGUGCCUGCCGCCUGGCAGGGCGGGCACGUGCCGGUGGCACGCCGUGUCUUCAAGCUGCGAGUCGUCACCAUCCAGCCCUCGGCCUUCCUCGCCGUGGCCUGCGCCGCCGCCGUGGGCAUCUCGCUCGCCAUCGCCUUCCUCGCCUUCAACCUGCACUUCAGGAAGCUCAAGUACAUAAAGCUGUCCAGCCCACGGCUUAACAACAUGGUGGUGGUGGGGUGCAUCCUGGUAUACACGGCCGUCAUCCUGCUGGGUCUGGACCAUGCAACGCUGCCGGCCAGCUCGCACUUUCCUGCCGUCUGCAUAGCGCGGAUCUACCUGCUGUCCGCCGGCUUCUCGCUCGCCUUCGGCUCCAUGUUCACCAAGACGUACCGAGUGCACCGCAUCUUCACCCGCAGUCGCAGUGGCGUCGUCAAGAACAAGCUGUUGCAGGACACCCAGCUGAUAUCUCUGAUCUGCGUCUUGCUGCUGAUCGACGGCCUCAUAGUCACACUGUGGGUCAUCAUAGACCCCAUCCAGCGACACCUGAGGAACCUCACCAUGGAGAUGAGUGAGGCAGACCGCAGCGUCGUCUACCAGCCGCAGGUGGAGGUGUGCAGGUCGCACUACACGCACAGCUGGCUGGGCGCGCUCUACCUCUACAAGGGCUUGCUGCUGGUGGUCGGCGUGUACAUGGCCUGGGAGACGAGGCACGUGAAGAUCCCGGCGCUGAACGACUCGCAGUACAUCGGCAUGAGCGUGUACAGCACGGUGAUCACCAGCGGCAUCGUGGUGGUGCUCGCCAACCUGAUGUCGGAGCGAGCCACGCUCGCCUUCGUGACCACCACCACGCUCAUCCUCACCUCGACCACCAGCACGCUGUGCCUGCUGUUCCUGCCCAAGCUGCACGCCAUCCUGAGGCGCGCCGACUGCGACCCCGUCAUGCACAGCAUGGGCCUCAAGAUAGAGUGCAACACUCGCAGGUUCCUGGCGGACGACCGCAGGGAGCUGUACUUCCGCGUGGAGGUGCAGAACCGAGUGUACAGGCGGGAGCUGGCGGCGCUGGACGCAGAGGCGGGCCGCCUCAAGAGGCAGCUGCUGGAGUCGCCGCCGCCCGAGUCGUCUGGCUCGUCGACCUCGCCGGGCGCCGCCUCCGGGCAGGCGGAGAACUGCACAGCUGGUGACAAGAAGAACUCGGCGGAGAGAAAGCCGUCUGUGAGCGUGAUCGGGGGCACUCUGCCGAUGCUACUGCUGUCAGUGCUGCCGCCGGUGAUCCCGCGAGCGAGCUGGCCUUCGACGGACCACGGCAGCAUCACCAUGCACCGCCAGGUGACGUUCUGCUCUGAGCCGAAGCUGGACGAAAAUGCGGGCGAGCGCUCGCAGCGUGAUGGCGAGCUGUUCGGGCAGGAGGAUUGCGAGUCACCAUCCAAGCUGGGUGUGCUUGGCAAGCUGUGGAGCCUGCUGGGCAGCAGCCGGCCAUCCAGCCGCAAGACGUCUGCCGCCUCUUUCACAGGUGGGGCGGGCAUUGCCUCCGCUCUCAAGUCUCACAUGGGGUACCUGGCCGGGCUGGUGAUGUGUGCCAGGUACUGGCAGUGCUGGUGGCGUGUUGCAGGUACUGGCAGUGCUGGUGGCGUGUCGCAGGUACCUGGCCAGGCUGGUGAUGUGUGGCAGGUACUGGCAGUGCUGGUGGCGUGUCGCAGGUACCUGGCCAGGCUGGUGAUGUGUGGCAGGUACCUGGCUGGGCAGGUACCUGGCCGGGCUGGUGAUGUGUGCCAGGUACUGGCAGUGCUGGUGGCGUGUCGCGGGUACCUGGCCAGGCUGGUGAUGUGUGCCAGGUACCUGGCCGGGCUGGUGCUGUGUGCCAGGUACUGCCAGUGCUCGUGGCGUGUUGCAGGUACUGGCAGUGCUGGUGGCGUGUCGCGGGUACCUGGCCAGGCUGGUGAUGUGUGCCAGGUACUGGCAGUGCUGGUGGCGUGUCGCAGGUACCUGGCCGGGCUGGUGAUGUGUGCCAGGUACCUGGCCGGGCUGGUGAUGUGUGCCAGGUACCUGGCCGGGCUGGUGAUGUGUGCCAGGUACCUGGCCAGGCAGGUGAUGUGUGCCAGGUACCUGGCCGGGCUGGUGAUGUGUGCCAGGUACCUGGCCGGGCUGGUGGCGUGUGCCAGGUACUGGCAGUGCUGGUGGCGUGUUGCAGGUACUGGCCGGGCUUGUGGCGUGUGCCAGGUACUGGCAGUGCUGGUGGCGUGUCGCAGGUACCUGGCCGGGCUGGUGCCGAGCAGCGGUGCGACAGUCGCCUCGUGUCCGCCCUCGUGCCACGCCAGCACCACGGCGGUGGACGUGGGGCGCACCUACGAGGAGCACCGCAAGUGCUCGCUGGCGGCGUGCCUGGCGCCGGAGCGCCGCUCGCAGCCCGCGCUGUCCGCCCGCGAGAGGACUCGGGGCUCGCCGCGCUUCCCGCACCGCGUGGUGCCGGCCUGCAGCCUGGGCGCGCUGGACCUGGGCGCGCGCUGCCGCUCGCUGGACGCGCACCGGCCCGGCGCCGACGUCUGGGGCACCGCCGAGUUCGGCGUCCCGCUGAGCGCGCUCGGUCGCCGCGACUCCGGGAGUCCGGUGGUGGAGCUCCCUGGCGCUGCCAUCGCCGGGCGAGCCAGCCCGCGGGACAGCGGGGGAGCGGGGGUGUGUACUGAGCUGCUGGCCCUGAGAUUACCCGGGAGUUUGUGCAUGGUGUACGUGCUGGUUGGUUUGGUCAGCCUCCCUCUGCUGGUCACCGUGCUGUGGCUGCUGCGCCAGUUGUGGCGCAUGCUGGCCUCCUGCGCCGGCCGGGGCUGCCCCGCCACAGCGCGCUGCGCCAGUCGGCCCGACCACGGCCUGGAGGAGGUCGUGAUCAUACCCGCCGACCACCAGUUGCACGGCUCAGUUCCUCAGGGCCGGGAGUCCGGUGGUGGAGCACCCUGGCGCUGCCAUCGCCGGGCGAGCCAGCCCGUGGGCGGGGGAGCGGGGAUGGUGUACGUGCUGGUUGGUUUGGUCAGCCUCCCUCUGCUGGUCACCGUGCUAUGGCUGCUGCGCCAGUUGUGGCGCAUGCUGGCCUCCUGCGCAGGCCGGGGCUGCCCCGCCACAGCGCGCUGCGCCAGUCGGCCCGACCAUGGCCUGGAGGAGGUCGUGAUCAUACCCGCCGACCACCAGUUGCACAGCUCAGUUCCUCAGGGCGUGCCGUCUUCUAGCAGUGCCCUGCUGCGUGAUGGGCCACUAGCAUCUUCCCAACAACAACACCAGUUCUCACCUGUUUCUCCGAUGGAAGAGAUGUUGCUUGCGUCGACUCGUGAACAGAUGCAGAGUGCAUCAACACCUGUCUCCUAG